AUGGACAACGAUCCCGUCCCGUCCCCAACGCCGGCGGACCUCCAUGCCGGCAUCAAGCUCACCUGCCAGCACAUCUUCCAUUGCCUCUUGAAAUUACACAGGCCACUCUGCGCUCUCAAGACCACAAGCCCGCAUCAAGACUUUAUGAUGGAUACCAAGCUGUCCUUCACCGCCUGGAUGCUCGAAACCGCCGUCGAAGCCGGCUACGGCGCUUCGCCCCCCUCCCCCGGGCCCACGCCAAAGGCCUCCUGGACCCCGACCGCGAGCCCGCCGUCCGUCGACGUCGACGUUGCGGCCGCCGUCGCCGUCGCCGACUGGCACUUUGCGUGCGAAGCGUCCUUCCUCAACCUUUCGGCCUCAUUGGCUUCCCGUCCGGCCGCUGCCGUCAACAACUACUUCAAGUCCCGGAGCAAGCAGCAGUCCGACCGCCGCUUUGCUGCCCUGCGCAGCUCCAUGCUUGAUGUCGACGACACCUCGCUGUACUCGAAUAACCAGCACCCCAACGGCCAAGGCCAUUGA
Colletotrichum spaethianum is the source of this 519-nucleotide messenger RNA. RefSeq lists its product as uncharacterized. The record is from RefSeq and is a predicted model, not a curated record. The transcript is spliced from 2 exons. NCBI's taxonomy places the organism in Eukaryota, Fungi, Ascomycota, Sordariomycetes, Glomerellales, Glomerellaceae. The coding region runs from base 1 to 519 and encodes 172 amino acids.